Messenger RNA from Hemicordylus capensis (graceful crag lizard), 2620 nucleotides. RefSeq names its product exosome component 2 (gene EXOSC2). NCBI's taxonomy places the organism in Eukaryota, Metazoa, Chordata, Lepidosauria, Squamata, Cordylidae. The record is from RefSeq and is a predicted model, not a curated record. Bases 68 to 961 code for a protein of 297 amino acids. The transcript has 9 exons. Gene Ontology annotation, cellular component: cytoplasmic exosome (RNase complex); nuclear exosome (RNase complex). Gene Ontology annotation, molecular function: RNA binding. Gene Ontology annotation, biological process: U4 snRNA 3'-end processing; TRAMP-dependent tRNA surveillance pathway; nuclear polyadenylation-dependent rRNA catabolic process.
AUGGCAAAACCAGAGGCAGCGUCUUGGGCGUAACGGAGUCGGAAGCAGGCGAGUUCCCGAAGUCAAGAUGGCGGCCAUGGAGGUCCGGCUGCCCGUGGCUCGCAAGCGGCUGGCGCAGAGCCUGUCCCGGGCGACGGGAGCGGGCGACAGGGACCUGGUGGCCCCAGGGGACACGAUCACCACGGACCCCGGGUACAUGAGGGGCCAUGGUACGUACCUGGGAGAUGAGAAGCUUGUCGCAUCUGUGGCUGGCGUUGUGGACAGGGUGAACAAGCUGGUCUGUGUCAAAGCUUUGAAAACAAGGUAUAAUGGCGAAGUUGGUGAUAUUGUGGUUGGUCGAAUCACAGAGGUGCAGCAGAAACGGUGGAAAGUGGAGACCAAUUCUAGGCUGGAUUCCGUCUUGCUUCUUUCCUCAAUGAAUCUUCCAGGAGGGGAGCUGAGACGAAGAUCAGCGGAAGAUGAGCUAGCAAUGAGGGACUACCUCCAAGAAGGGGACUUGAUAAGCGCAGAGGUCCAAGCCGUCUUCUCUGAUGGGGCAGUGUCGCUGCACACCCGGAGUCUGAAAUACGGAAAGCUGGGGCAGGGAGUGCUUGUCCAGGUUUCCCCCUCUCUCGUGAAACGCCAGAAAACUCACUUCCACGACUUGCCUUGUGGCGCCUCGCUUAUCCUCGGCAACAAUGGCUUCAUCUGGAUCUACCCAACCCCUGAACAGAAGGAUGAAGAGGCCGGGGGCUUCAUCACUGACCUGGAGCAAGUGCCCCUGCCUGACCGUGAAGUGAUCUCUCGCCUCCGCAACUGCGUCGUGGCUCUGGUGACACAGAAACUGAUGCUCUACGACACCACCAUCUUGUACUGCUAUGAAGCCUCCCUUCCUCACCAGAUCAAGGACCUUCUCAAGCCAGAAGUGAUGGAGGAGAUUGUGCUGGAGACGCGGCAGAGACUGCUGGAAUUAGAGGGCUGAUUGUGGGGGAAUGUGGCGAGGAACAUCCAGAGGACCCACCAAGACCGUGCUGGCUCCCAUUAUUUUCUCAGCAGUCCAGCCUUCCCAGUGUUUCUUUUUGAGAUGGGAUUUCUUAGAAAUCCCAUCCUAAAAAGGAACACGGAAGGAACCUUAGAAGCAGAAGGUGCCCUUGGUUAAGAGACUCUUAGUACUCUUGCAUGGGGGGGAAUGGCCACCUUGAUGAAUAGGCACAGCAGAGAAUGUGUCUGCAACAUGCAUCUGAAGUUGAAAAUGUUACAGGGGGAAUAUUUUUCUAAUUUGCCAUUCCAGGAUUUUCUGGAAAGGCAGAAAAUGGGGGGGUGGGGGUGGGGGUUUAGGACUUGCUAGUCCGUCCAAAUAGCAACUCUUCUUGGCUAUGGUAGCAUGCCUUUAGAAUGUCCUCUCAUUCAGUCCCACAGUAUCUGGAUGCUGCGUUUCAGUGUCGCCUCCCCAAAGCCUGUCUGAGGCUGGUUGCGGAGAUUACCACCAAUAAUCACACUGGAUUUGGGCAUUUUGAGAAUGGUUGACAUGCUAUUUGCACUGUACAUGGGACCACUGAAAGAGAUUCACACACACACACACACACACCAAUAACAUGUAAUACAACUAACUGUAUAUCCCUCCCCCCCACACACACACACUGUUACGCUGUGUCUCUUCCUGUUCCUGCUCUGCAGUGGCUGUUGGGGAAGCACUCAGAGGACAAAAUGUAAGUCCUACUAUAUGUUUACAGGGGUGGGAGGAGAACCGGACACGCAGUUGCCAUUUCCAGCAGCAGCCUCACAUUUCUUUCGACGUGUAAUUCUUCAUUAAGGCCUACUGGAUAAGGACAGACCAAGCCUGCAGUCUGCAAACGAGUCACCGUGUCUUCAAGUGCUUGAUGCCCUCACAUUCCAGGACCCACAGCUGCAAACCUGCUUCUGGAGACCAUUCAGCCUGUAGACCGUGCACUGUCCAAGGACGCUGCAGAGACGGCUCAGGGCUGUUGCCUCCGUUCCCAGCCAAGAGCAGCUCUCGGAUGGGGGCUGUUGCGACCACUCUAGACUUCAGCUGCACAACCUGGGCCCCCCUGCAGACAUUGGACAGCAACUCCCAUCAGACCUGAUGAUUGGCCACUGUGUUUGGGGGAUGAUGGGAACUGCAGUCCAAAAUCAGCAGGUUGUGCAGCCCUUAGUGACAACCUCACGCCCCCCACCCCUGCCCCCAGCAGUUACAGAUGGUCUGUCUUGGUUGCCAGUUUUGGCACUGGAGUGGGGAAGUCAAGCCAGCACAAGUUGCUGCGUUCUCUGGCCCUGGACAGCAGUUGCGUGAGAUUCUUCCUCCCAUCAUAGUUGCCAAAGGCAGGAAUGUCCUUAGCCCUAGCGGGGCCUGGGACAGAUUAGCCAAGGCAAGGCCCAUUUCCAGUUGUUUGUAAUGGCAGCAACAAGAGCAGGGCUCAGGGCGGUCGCCCAGCUUGCCCUGCCCUAAGGACAGCCCUGGCCAAAGGGAAGCUUCGCAACCUCUAUAUAGCCAGCAAUAUUGAGAAUUGUUAUCUUGUGUGUCUGUAAUACUGUGGACUCCUCCAGCAAUGAGGGGAGUCCGAUAUUUUUGUACUAGAGGCCUUUAAAAGUAUUCCAAUAAAGUUUUGUUUUUAAAUAAAAA